GACCUGAAGAGCGAGCAAGCACGGUUCAGGGAGGUCGUGCUGCAGUCCAUGGCCACUUUACGAUUUGCAUCCGUCCAGCGGGGAGUCCACCAAGCAUACCCGCACGACGAUCCAAAGGUGAUCGGGACGGAUGCCUCCAGCGAUGCACCGUUUGAGGAAGCACAUGCCCUCGGCAGCCAUGGGCUUGACAAUGUACGCUCGAGAAAGCCACCCGCACUUUCUCCUACACCAGAAGGUGCCAUCCCGCGAUUCCAAGCAGCUGAGGCGGACGUGCUGGAGACGCCGAUGUCCGCGGUGUCCAUUGGUGUCCGGUGUCGCGACAUCUGA
Symbiodinium sp. CCMP2456 is the source of this 327-nucleotide messenger RNA. The record is from the annotation of a GenBank genome assembly. NCBI's taxonomy places the organism in Eukaryota, Dinophyceae, Suessiales, Symbiodiniaceae.